UUGUGGCAAUUAUCUGCUGUGGAUUUUGUACUGCUCAAACAUUAUAAGAGUUGUACCAGCGUUUUUGAGAUAUGAGUCAAAGUCUCAAAAUUCAGAAGCAUUUUUACUACAUAUAUACAAAUGAAGAGCACAUGAUUGAAUUUGAUGUAUUUAUAUAUAAAUGAUUUCAUAUACAGUGUGAGAUGCCAUAAAUUUAUGUAUGAUGAAAUGCACACAAGCAGUUUAUAACUUUAAAAUUCUAUCAUCAAAGAGUGCCUGUACUGGACAUUUUUGAAGUUUUAUAAGGCCAAUAGAUAGGAAGAGCUAUAGAAUUUAAGAAUUUACCUUACAUGGAAUUAAUUCUUAUUGUCAUUUGCAUAAUUAUGUAACAAAAUAAUCUGUGCUAUAAAAAUAUUCUGUACAUUUGUUAUAAUGUUAUUUUUUUUGUCUUGCAGGUUUAAUUUGAAAUGUACCAGUAGAAGAAAAAUGUAUUCUUUUAAUUGGGAUAUUCUCUCCUUUAUGAAAUUUUUUAGUCUAUGUAUAAUGCCAGAGGUUUUAUUUGCACAGAACACAUGCCCUGAGAUCACGCAACAGUUUUUGAAAGAUGGCUUUCACAGAGAUCUCUUGAUUAGGGUAGAUUUUGGUAUAGCUGAUGAAGGCCUAGAAAGUUGCAGGCUGGCAAUUAGAAUACAUCUUCCAAGAGGAUUAUAUGUGGAUCCCUAUGAAUUGAAAUCUUUACAACAGCAUAAUCUCACUGAGGCAUUGGUGAUUGCAGAUGAAGUAGAUUUAGAAGUUCCUGAGUAUUUAGCAACUGAUUCUUCUGUUCUCAUUUACAUGAGACCUGAUCCUAAGUGCACUACCUGUUUUAAAGCAUUAUUACCACUGCACUGCCGGUAUUAUCGACCUUCAGAAAGUAAUGAAAAAAUCCCUGUUGUCUUGCAGAAUCCAGAAAUAAUGAUCCAUUGCCAAAAAUCUUUUUUUUCAGUGGACUGUCUGAAAGAAACUGAAAUAGAAGCUCCAUGUUCCCAGAAUAAUCUAGAUGUAUGCUAUUGGAAGAGCAUGAAAUAUAAAAUGCUAAGUAAAGAAUUGGAACUGCAGGUACCAGUUGGACUCAAAUAUCACCUUGUCUUGGUUUGUGCAAUAACACUUAUUACCACAGGACUAUGUUCCAGUUUUAUCCUUUCAGCUUUAUGCAGAUAUGGGCCCAUUCAUUGCUCAAUGUGAUAUUAAACAAGUUUUUAUUAUUGAAAUCAUGGAAAGGCUGUCAAACUGUCCAAAUUAUAGAUAAGAAAAGAGCAAGCUUGAUCAUGUACCAUAACUUUCCCUUUUUCAGGAUGAGUUAUUCCCAACUUGGCCUUUUGGGUCUCUCAACAACUCAUUCAUCACUACUGUAGUCAAGUUCUGCUCUUUGCUUCCAUUUUUCUCAACUUUAUGGACAAAGUUUAGUUUCAAUAAAUAUGACCAAAUUAUAA
This is a messenger RNA of Ahaetulla prasina, 1451 nucleotides long. It is a transcript of the gene PIGX, whose product is annotated as phosphatidylinositol glycan anchor biosynthesis class X. Gene Ontology annotation, biological process: GPI anchor biosynthetic process. The record is from RefSeq and is a predicted model, not a curated record. NCBI's taxonomy places the organism in Eukaryota, Metazoa, Chordata, Lepidosauria, Squamata, Colubridae. Bases 412 to 1203 code for a protein of 263 amino acids. Gene Ontology annotation, cellular component: endoplasmic reticulum membrane. The transcript has 6 exons.